GAUAAAGAUUUAGCAAAAAAACCUCGUCCUUGGAGAAUUAACCUUUUAUUAGAACUUGCACGAAAUAAUGUCAAGUAUCAAACUAUGAUAGACCUUUUUGAUAAUUUAGUUCCAGCAACACUCGAUGUCUAUGCAAUUUUGUUUUGUUCAGGUCAAUUUAGUGAAUAUGUAGAGGCAGUUUUCCGUAUUUGGACGUUUGCUUUAC
This is a messenger RNA of Racocetra fulgida, 205 nucleotides long. Lineage: Eukaryota; Fungi; Glomeromycota; Glomeromycetes; Diversisporales; Gigasporaceae. The record is from the annotation of a GenBank genome assembly.